Messenger RNA from Babesia sp. Xinjiang, 1722 nucleotides. RefSeq lists its product as uncharacterized. The transcript has a single exon. The record is from RefSeq and is a predicted model, not a curated record. The coding region runs from base 1 to 1722 and encodes 573 amino acids. NCBI's taxonomy places the organism in Eukaryota, Apicomplexa, Aconoidasida, Piroplasmida, Babesiidae.
AUGCGGAGGACGUUUGCGAUACCACUGCAGCGGGGGCUUAUCAAUGGGCUAAGAAACCGAACACUACCUACAGCGUCGUCCACACCUUCAAGAGUAUGGUUUUCUUCAGAGGUUGUAAGCAAUGUUUCAUCCUGGGAAUGCAAAGUUAACGAGUUUUUUGAUGCCUACAAAAAGUAUACGGAUGCUAUUGACAAGACACUGCAAGAGUCAUCUGAUGACUUAAAGAAGCGAUUGAAGGCGGUUGCUAAGGAAGCUGCGAAACAUAUCGAUGAAUGUGAUCUAACGACUGCUACAGUGCUCAUGAUUUGUCUAAAUAACAUUAGCAGACGAUGCAAGUGCGUGGAGCUAUAUAACGAACUUAUGCGGCUACUGCUUCGCGAGGUAUCUUCUGGCACCGGGCGAAACACCACCAAAGGUGAUGACAAGGUGCGUCAAAUCAUCGGCAACUUUGUUGGGGAGGAUUAUAUUGAGGCGUCAAAACGCGACGAAAGCCUGGCUGCAUUGCUAUUGGGGGGGUUACGUGCUUACGAGCUGAAGCAGACACCAAAACAAGUUGUGGAUGAUAUGAUUGCCGUUGCCAAUGCCAAUUUAUACCGAUGGGCACCAUCAGAACUUGUGAAUGUAUGCCGCGACUUGGCGUGGGUUUGUCGUUUCUGCCAACAGGAGGGCGGUCCUGGUUUACUAAGAAAAGCAUUGACAUUUGUCUGUGACCGUGCAAGCAAAUCAGCAACCACUUUGAAGAGACCACAGCUGAUCACAUUGAUGAAAGCUAUGAGCGUCACCAAGCAGGAGUCAGCAACUCUGGAUUUACGGAUGAACCACCUUAUAGCUGCGUUACUGGCUGCAGAAGAAGCCGAUAUUCCGGCCGACCCAGAAUACAGGUUGAACGUGCAGUAUAGGCGUGCUAAGGGUAACGUGCACGUGCUUCAUGUAGCUUUAAUAAGUGGACUGGAACUGAAAACUAACGUGGUUCAAGCACUCUUAGAUUCGGUCAUGAAGUUCUGUAUCGAUUACUUCAGCGCAACCUGCCGUAUGUGGCAGAUGAAACCGCCGGAAACGAAUUAUCAUGAUUAUAAUACAAUCGAUCCCAGGGUGGCUAACCUGAUUUAUGCGAAGUGUACUAACAAGGUCUUGAGGGUACCCGGAUCACUCGACCCUGCCAAUAACCCAGAACCCAAGAUACCGAAGCUAGAGGAAAGAUACCAGGCUGUUGUGGCGGCACUUGCACGUCUUUUUGAAAGCGGCAAACACACUUUUUGUCGCGGGCUAAAGCUUUGCGAAGCACGUCUGCGUAUAGUGAACCGCACAAUAUACAGGGACCUAGACGAUCGUACACGAACAUUCAUGCACGCAGUUGCCUGUUUCAGGCUUGAGGACCCGCAGCCUUCGCCGAGUGAUGCGCUUCAAAGGGCACUAACCCACCUAAGGUACAGACCGGUACCUCUCAUGCUGGAUGGUACCUUCCAGAUCAACUGCAUUGAUCAUCGUGCAAGGCUCUUUUGUGAACUAUGCAACGAAAAGGAGGCACGAGAGGUACGAGAUGUUGGAGAUACCGGAAGCCAUCUAAAAUACAACGCCUCCACUGAUCUCAAGUUACGUUACCUUGAAGCGUCAGGGUGGCGUGGCAUUACGCUGCUAGAGGCUGAGUGGAAACGGCUCCCCGAGGACGCGCGUAUCGCACUUUUACGCUCUAAACUUGCAGAAAUAAACAAACAACCUUAA